CGCCAUGGCAUGUUAACGUGGGAACAACACAUCGAAAAAUGUACAGAAAUACACAAAAAACAGUCUAAGAAUUGUUCGAGAUACGAACUUUCUUCAUACGUUGCGCUACGCACCUUUCCUAGCUCCUACUUCACCCUAAUUGAUAGGAAGGAAGUUCUGAUGUCCGGUGCCAGAAAAUUGUAACAGUAACCGAAUCGUUCCAGCGUACCGUAUUGAUUGGCAGCUGAUGGUUCCGUACACGGUACCUUCUCACUGUCGUUCGAUCUUAUCAACCGACAACCGACGACCUUUAGUAUCUGCACCACCCCCACCCGCUUGGUUUCGGAUAUCAGCGAUGCGCGAAAGUCACAAACAACUAUUGUCAAUAUAAAUGAUUUAGACUGCCACUAGACGGACGUCAGUCUGUUGAAGAUAAUUUUUGACUACGGAGGUAUUGUGGUAGUGUUCUACGGAAAGUAACAAAUCGACAUAAUGCGUACAAUAGCGCAAUUGGUGGCACUGUUUGCCGUACUGCUAGUGUUCAUCGAAAUGGCAACCUCGAGUCCACUAUCGCCGAAUUCACCCGAUAUACAGACACGCAUGCAGUCCUACGAAUCGCCCUUUUCGAGUGAACGUCAAGCCCGUAGUGCCAUGGUCCAAACACUCACCUGCACGAAUCCUACCUGUGCUGCCCAGUGCCGUGGACGUGGCUACCGUCGAGGAUCGUGUACCAUCGGGCGAUGCUUCUGUUCGUACGUUUAGUCGCUUGCCAAAGGCAACAGAACUUACUGGACAAAUAAUACACACACACAUACAAGAUAAAAAACACCCAGUUUUGAUGAGAUCUGUAAGGUUAGAUUAGAUACUAUCAGAUGGUUUCAGCGGAAGACACCCUGUCCUCCGUUUCUCUUCUUCCUUCAAAUAAAACAUGUACCCUCAGCAUCUUGAUAGCAACACAGAAUCCGGUGGCAACGCAGAACGUGUGAAAAAACGACUAAUUGUUUGUGUGUACACAUUUCGAAAAAUACAAUUCGCGAAGCACGUUGAUGAAGCAUUACGAAAUUAUCAUAAUAAACUAAAUUCUCUAUAUUGUUGUUAA
This is a messenger RNA of Anopheles funestus (African malaria mosquito), 1078 nucleotides long. RefSeq lists its product as uncharacterized. The record is from RefSeq and is a predicted model, not a curated record. Lineage: Eukaryota; Metazoa; Arthropoda; Insecta; Diptera; Culicidae. The transcript is spliced from 2 exons. The coding region runs from base 472 to 741 and encodes 89 amino acids.